GUUGCGUAAUUAUGCGGCUCACAAAUAUAAGCUAAACGAAAAGUCAACAGAAAACGAAGUGGCGGCAAAUCAUUACUAGGGAAUACGGCUGUGGCUCGAAACAUGGAAUCAAAACCAAGCAAAACUUCGCUAUGUCGUGUUGUUUUGUACACCAGAUGGUGCCGUACCCUCUGGUGCAGAGCUCUGUGCGUUCAUACGCUAACGUGCGCCUCCACACACCUCUCUCUUUAUCUUUCUCAAUGGCCGCAGUUUAUGCUCCGUCAGUAAACUUUUGGGCAAAAGCCACUCCCAUUAACCUCUGCUUCAGGACCGCGAACAAGCCGCUAAUAAGCUUUUCCGGCGGAGCUAAGCUUAAGCCUCUGGGGAGCAAACAUCGGAGGAGCCGAAACCUUGUCUGUCGCGCUGCUUCAUCUGUUUCUAUUCGCGAUCUGGAUGCAGAUGACAUUAGACAUCCUCUGGAUAGACAAAACACGUUGAUCCUGAGAGCAAUUCCAGGUCUAAACGAAAUCGGAAAAGCUUUAUUAGGAGCUGUAGCUGAGCAAGUUAUGCUUCUCGAGAAUAUAGGGACGUCCAUUCUUGUUUCCGAAAAUCAGCUUCCUGAGCUUCAUGGAUUGAUGAUUGAGGCUGCGGGUAUACUAAAUAUCGAGGCCCCUGACUUGUAUUUACGCCAAAGUCCCGUCCCCAAUGCAUACACUUUGGCAAUCAGUGGAAAGAAACCGUUUGUUGUUGUCCAUACGAGCUUGGUUGAACUUUUGUCAAGAAAAGAGUUGCAGGCUGUUUUGGCUCAUGAGUUGGGUCAUUUGAAGUGCGAUCACGGUGUGUGGCUCACGUUUGCUAAUAUUCUUACUCUCGGAGUGUAUUCUGUACCUGGGCUUGGCAGCUUGAUUGCUCAGACACUAGAAGAGCAACUCUUCCGUUGGAUUCGAGCUGCUGAACUCACGUGUGAUAGGGCAGCACUUGUUGUUGCUCGAGACCCUAAGGUUGUCAUAUCCGUUCUGAUGAAAUUAGCGGGUGGUUGUCCCUCUAUGACCGACCAAUUAAACGUUGAUGCCUUCUUGGAGCAAGCUCGCUCGUAUGAAAAGGCUUCUGCUAGCCCAAUCGGGUGGUAUAUAAGGAAUGCUCAAACGAGGCAACUUUCGCAUCCUCUUCCGGUUCUUCGUGCACGUGAGAUUGAUGAAUGGUCCAGAAGUUCAGAGUAUCAAUCUCUUCUUAAACGUGUGAAGAUGGUCAACUCGGUUAAUGGUGUUUAGCAUUAUACGCCAAUGCACGGAGAUUUUGAAUUUCCCUCUUUCUUUUGUAUAGGUACAAGAAAAAGUUUCUAAAUCCGUGUUUGCUGCUUAAUACUAAAAUAUUGCAGCUGCUUGAAUGGAGAUUGAUAAGCAUGGGGCUUCAUUGCAUGAGCUGAGGUGAAGGUUAUUCAAGUCAUCCAACAAUGUAAUUUGUAUGUAGAACUUGUGAUUCUUAUGCUGGGGAUAUCAUAUCUGUAAAAUGAUUGAAAAUGAUCAAUUAUGUUUAUUAUUAUGAAGAUAGUUAGAGGAGGAAGCCAAUCAUUUUUUGCAUUUUCUCCAGCAAUGAAAUAAUAUUUCAUCAAAUCUUGGCAAACAAUGGUUACUCAAUCCCUUUAGCUACCAGUGCUCGGCUACAAUCGCCUCAAGGGCCAGAAAAAGAAAGAUUAUGAACAAACAACCAUUCAAUUCGCACCCACCAGAAACGCACAAAACAACACCAUCGAUAACCGGACCGCAAAUCACUCCAUCUUCCCUCUGUCCCGUGCUGUAGCUCUCGAAGCCUAUCUGGGUUGGACCUGCUCCAGCCCCUUGAAAAUCCAGCGAGUAUUUUUGGGCCAGCCCAUUUCCAUUGCUGUGGAUAGUAAAAUUCCGAGAAGAUGAUCCAGUCACGACCCCAACUGUAAAAUCACCUGAGCAGGACUUGUUUGCUUCACCCAGUGAAAAUUCCAGCUUGUAGUUGGUUUCUCGACUGAGUUCUCGUGCUGUCUGGAUGCCUGAAGAGGUUCGCGACACGAAUUCAACAGCGGCAUUGCCUAGUGGGACAUAGUAAUUUUUCUUUUCUAUGUAUUUUACUGUUCCCGUUACUGUCCAUUGCUGAAGUGCGGACUCGGUGAGGCUCGGUUCUGAAUUCAAUAAAAGAGAGAGAGAGAAGAAAGAAAGAAAUAAACAGGUUGGUAGAACUGGAAUCAGCAAAGAAAAUCAAGAACAAACUGUUCUCUUCUUACCAUUCUCUUGAUUCACUAAUCCAACGGUGACCAAGUUGAGAUCAUCGACCACCGGCCAAUACGUCGAGUUUUCAUCCUCAUUGUUUGUUCGACUUUCGAUCACCAAAUUUACGGCUUCGCCAUCUCCCCAGCUUCCUAUCUGGUGACCGUAAACUUCCCACAACUCCCUACCAUAUUUACCGCUUAAGGCAAAUUCUGCAGAAUUAUCAGGUGCCGAAAUUACAAGGCUCGCGAAAGCACUGCAGUUUAGAACCCCCCUGGACAACGUGAAAGUCAAAAGAUGCCGCAUUUGCCCUUCAUUGUUUGCAGUGAAAGUCUGGUUGAUUUUACCGUCUUGUCCUAACAACAUAGCAUGCCCGUUUUCGGGUAGAGACAGAUCAUCCCCUGCAUUUGCGUACUGUACAGUGCCUUCAAAUGUCCAUCCUGGCAUGGUGGUGCUGCUUGAGUCAAGGUGAAGAAUGCCGAUGACGUGUUCCAGGUGGAUGGCGGGAACUCGAAAUCUGGGUUCUGUAAAAUAUCUGCAAGACAUGGAAAAAAAAAAGGUGUGAAAUUGGAAGAAUUUAAUAGAAUUAGUUUUGCUGGUUUACCUGCAGAGACAGUAGCCAGCAAGAUGCAUGAGAUGAAAAUUGCAUGUGGCUUCAUGUUAUGUGUGAAGAUGGAGUUUUCAGGCAAAGAGGAGAAGUUUUAUGGGACUUUCAGAGUGCUGCAAAAAAUUUGAGUCAACAAUGGGAAUCAUAUGUGAUGUAAGAAGACAGGGGAGUUAGACUUUCACGUGGUUGCUUGCUAUACUUAUUCCUAGGGGUGUUCACGGUCCGGAUU
Molecule: messenger RNA, 3052 nt
Organism: Striga asiatica
Lineage: Eukaryota; Viridiplantae; Streptophyta; Magnoliopsida; Lamiales; Orobanchaceae
Source: the annotation of a GenBank genome assembly